AUGGAUACCACAGAAGAAGAGAGAGUACCCAUGGGAGCUGCUCCGCAUGAACUUUCUUCGAAAACGUUUAAACGGACUCCAAAUGGGCUUGUUUUCAGUGAAGAUUUGAAAAGAGUGUUCUCUAUCAUGUUGAUAUCUCUGGAUUUGAAGGAAAGGCCUAACACGGCAAGCAAGAAUCUCUUAUUGCCAACAUUCCAGAGAAAUUAUCCAUUUUCGUUUGGUUUGAAGGAUGCAAUCGCCAAGAUGGAGAAUUUGACACUUCAGGUAGACAUGAAUACCACAAAAGUGUGGGUUUCUUAUUCGAUACAGCCGGAGCUGGGUCGAAGAAUGCUAAGAACUUUUAUGGAUGCCAAAUUGUUGCAUAUACCGGCAGACAGAACUCGUUGUGUGCUCAAGGACGGCGUUGCUAUCCAACCGACACCUAAGGGAGUAGCAGUACUACAGCGAUUUGUGCGUCACACGGGUCUCAAAGAUAUACCAGCGAUUCUAAAAUCGGAUUUGAACACCAUGGAGUUGUUCACUUUUGAAAGAAGUUCGAUGACUGAUGCCAUAAUACACAGUGACUAUUUUGUCUCUCUACUGUUUUCGAAGCUUAUGGGACCCAUGAAAAAUGUGUGGUCUCCAGAUAACGGUCCCGAUGAAGCACCGACGCUGGCAAAGCUUUUGGAACGCUCCGAUGACACUUUCAGCUUCGAAACCGCGAACAUGUGUUGGUCAGACCCAAACACGGACGAUAGCGGUGCUGCGUUCAAUGCACAUCCUGACGCGCAGCAUAUUCCCAAUGCACACGAUGAGCAUCGCAUUUCUCCUCUGGCUCAUCGAUUUUUUACGAACCCUGACUCUACAUCCCAUGCUCAGUACUAUACCUCAAACAGUGGCCUGAGGCUGUUCACAGCAAAAACAUUCGGAGAGGCUCGAGUCUUGUACGAGUGUACGUUCUCCACAAAGGCCGUAUGGCAAUGGCUCAUGGACUGCACGGAUAUCAUGUACCCAAAAGAAGCAGUGACCAUUUCUUCACUCUUUUUGAGAAACGGUCUCAUAAAGCCCAUAAACUUACCACCAUCGGGUAAUCACAAGCAUAAAUUUUCCAUAGGGCUCAAUUGUUAUUUCACCUUGACGCAACUAGGUUGGGAAAGUGUGCAAUGGAGGACAGAAGGAGGCAUCAAAAAGUUUCUUGUCGGGUCCGGUUUGAGAAAGCAAUCAGAAGGCGAGCCGAAGAGUAAAGAGGGCCAGCAAACUUCGACAGAAUCAGCAGCUAGCACGGACACCGAUCGAAAGCCAGGCUACUUCGCAGACUUGACUCAUGUUUUGCGCGAUCCGGGAAUGAGAUAUUUGUUUCGAAGACACCUCGAAAAGGAAUUUUGUCCUGAAAACCUUGACGUGUACAUUGAGAUCAAAAAGUUCCUCAAAAGAAUGACUGUUUUGAAAAAUCUCUUGGACACCAAGACGGCCAGGGAACCAGAUAAUGUCGAUGUGAUGACUUCCAAACAUUUCAGUGAUCUUGUGGUUAAUACAAUCAACAACGCUCUUUUCAGACAAGCAAACGAGUGCUUAGAGACUGCCUAUGAGAUUUACUCAUCGUUCAUCACACCUGGCGCACCGUAUCAGCUGAAUAUCGAUCAUUCGCUUAGAGAGUCGAUAACAGAGGUGAUUUUGUUUCCCCAACCAUGCAUGUUCAUGUCGCGCAUAGGAGAAAAUGCUCGAACAAAAAAAACAAUGGACCUAGUAGAUAACGGAAUAGACUCGACAACUCCGGAUGAACCGUUGCCGCAGUCAGGAAUCCGAGUAAACCUGUCCCAACAUAGAGAUCACCAAAAUGGUGAUAAUAAGAUUUCUACGCAGCGGUCUCUCUCUGAAGACCUCGAGGGAAAAAGUUUUUCAAGCAUCUUGAAGACUCUAAGGCUGAUCUAUCCACUUUUCGAAAGAGUGGCAGAUUCGAUGUUUUUACUUAUGAAGAUCGAUUCGCUUCCGAAAUUUAUAAAUUCCGAACUGUAUCAAGAAGCCGCGGUAAUGCUGAAUUUUGAAGCAAAAAAUGCAUAG
Molecule: messenger RNA, 2040 nt
Organism: Lachancea sp. 'fantastica'
Lineage: Eukaryota; Fungi; Ascomycota; Saccharomycetes; Saccharomycetales; Saccharomycetaceae
Source: the annotation of a GenBank genome assembly